Rhodotorula toruloides NP11 is the source of this 957-nucleotide messenger RNA. RefSeq names its product proline iminopeptidase. Gene Ontology annotation, cellular component: cytoplasm. The transcript has 9 exons. Gene Ontology annotation, biological process: proteolysis. The record is from RefSeq and is a predicted model, not a curated record. Bases 1 to 957 code for a protein of 318 amino acids. Gene Ontology annotation, molecular function: aminopeptidase activity. Lineage: Eukaryota; Fungi; Basidiomycota; Microbotryomycetes; Sporidiobolales; Sporidiobolaceae.
AUGUCCAUGCUCUUCCCGCCCAUCAAGCCUUACAAAACCGAGCUGCUGUCCGUCUCUGACUUGCACAAGAUCUCUGUCAGGCAGUACGGCCGCCAAGAUGGCCAGCCCGUCUUGAUGGUACACGGCGGUCCCGGCGGAGGCUGCGACGACAAGGACGCGCAGCGCUUCGACCCGGACGUCUACCGCGUUAUCCUCGUCGACCAGCGUGGGUCGGGAGAGUCGCUUCCUGCGGCUGAGCUCAAGGAGAACACGACGUGGGACCUCGUGGAGGAUUUUGAGAAGGUGCGGAAGCACCUCGGGAUCGAGCAGAAGUGGCAUGUCUUUGGCGGGUCCUGGGGAAGCACGCUUUCGCUCGCCUACGCCCAGACGCACCCGGACCGCGUCAAGUCGCUCACCCUUCGCGGCAUUUUCACCCUGCGACGAGAAGAGCUUCUCUUCUUCUACCAGGGACCCGGGACGAGCUUCCUCUUCCCCGAGUACUGGGAGGAGUACAUCGACGUUAUCCCGGAGGAGGAGCGCAGCGACAUGAUCAGUGCCUACUACAAGCGCCUCACAUCGACCGACGAUGCCGUCCGCGCCAAGGCAGGUCGCGCAUGGUCGAGGUGGGAGAUGGCGACGUCGCGACUGCACCUGAGCAAGGAGUAUCUCGACAAGGCUGACGACGCCGACUUUGCCGACAAGUUUGCUCGGAUCGAGGCCCACUACUUUGUCAACAACGGCUUCAUGCAAGACGGCCAGCUCCUCCAGCGCGAGAACAUCGACAAGAUCCGCAACAUUCCUGCUGUCAUCAUCCAGGGCCGCUAUGACUGUGUCUGUCCGGCCAAGACCGCAUGGGACUUGCACAAGGUUUGGCCUGAAGCGGAGUAUAUCGUCGUACCUGACGCCGGCCACUCCGCGAUGGAGCAAGGCAUCGAGAAGGCCCUCAUCGACGCAACGAACAAGUUCGCCAAGCCGUAG